CUCCCUCCACUUGCGGUGUUUGGCAGAAGGCAAUAGGGAGAGGAGAUGUGCAGACCCUUUCUUUAUUGCACUUGUGUCUGCAGAUUACAUUCCGGAAGUCAAUGAUCCCAUCAAUUUUCUAUGUAUAUGUGAUCGUUAGCCUCCACCUACAUUGAGUCAUAAAUCUUUGCAGCAGAAACUAAGGGCGCUCAGAUCCAUCAACGGCGGUGGCCUUGUGGUCUUCGCUUCCUUCUCCGCCUUCCAUCCUCACUUUUUUAAGGAGUUCGUAAACUAUGUGUUCUUUGAUUCGUGUGGAUUCGCGCUGCGAGGAAAUAAAAUUUAUUCAGGACAGCUCGGGAUUUGAGGAUUUAGUGAGACUGAAGAGUCUUCUCCUGCUGGUUUUUGGCACCACCUGAAGCCAUUUAUUCCGGCUUUUUCUGUAAAAAUCUGUUUAUUUUAUUCUUGAGUGAUGUGAAGGACUUGUUUUCGAUGCAUUUCCGAUUACAUUCUAGCUAUCGUUAUGCACCCCAUGAAAGAAAAUUUCUCGACAAUUGGUGCUUGCAAUCUCAUAUUGGUCAAAGGAACUAGUGAUAUCUUGAACAGCAUGCAUCUCUCUGAUUCCAAUGCGAAAUUAAGGUGCCCGUCGAUAGUGCAUGGACAAAGAAAGACUAUAAAGUAUGAGAAGCAGAAGAGAAGACUUUGAUUAAAGACAAAAACAUAUGAGAGAGAGAGAGAGAGAGAGAGGGCAUCAUUCAAUGCAUGAGAGCUGUAAGAGUAAACAGAGGGAGAGGGGUGGCAAUUUGUCAAUGGUUGGGCAUCCCCUACUCCGCGGCUCCAAAACCGGCUUUUUAAUGGUGUCGGGGGUGGGCAAAUGUAUGAGAAGUGACGGUAACGCCUCGGGCCUCUCUGUUCAAGUCAUGUGAACCACCUCUGGUGUCAGUAUCCUUGGAACUUAUAGUUCCUUAUAUUAUUCUCUCAAGGGAAAAAGGAAGAAGAAGAAACCACCACCGCGUCCAUGUGCGUGAGCACAUAUCAUCUCAGGCCUAUAUAUAACCUUUCCCUCUGGCUCACAGUAUCUUGUGCUCCUCAGGUUUAGUCUCUGGGUUUUUGGACAAGCUUUCUCAAGUCAAGUUCGUCCCCAUUCUGGAGGCAUCCACCGUAGUCUCAGUGAGGUUCUUUUGCGGUAGCGUUCUCCAUUAUCUCUCUCCCACUGCUCUCGAGUUUGUAUGAUGGGCUUCGUCCGUGCUCCAACCGUGAGAAGUGGCGACUUCUUGGAAGGGAUGCUCAGCGACUAUGUCGUUGGCAAAUCUUCCACCAAAAUGAGGGCUCCCAAGAUUGCAUCUUCUCGCCUUGUUGCUACGCUCACCUUCCUUCAGUUUGCCUUCGCCAUGUACGCCACCUUCCUCCUCUACUAUAUGAGCCCCUCCGUCGACCUGCGCAGCAAAGCCGACUUCUCUUGGGCCACUCGGAUCGCCCAGCACUGGAAGCACCUCAUCAUACAGCCGAAUCCGCUGACGAGCUUCCAGGAAAUCCCCGCCAUCAGCUCUCCCGCCGAGGUCUGUGAGUACGAGAAGAUCGAUUUCUCGCAGAAGAAAUCAGAUGAUGCACUGAUGAUCAAGCUGAAGAGGGAGCUGUACGACGAAGUGUUGGCCUUCCAGAAGACGAGCUCGGGGGUUGAGACACUCGCGGAGCUUAUGAGGAUGAAGUCCAAGUGGAGCCCCAAUGGCCCUAACGUCCCAAAGAUCACCGUGAUCCUGAACCAUUUCAAGAGGAAGACGCUCUGCGCGCAGCUUGAUUCGUUGCUGAACCAGACACUGCCGUUUCACCAUGUCUGGGUACUCUCCUUUGGCAGCCCAAACGAGCUCUCGCUGAAAAGGAUUGUGGAGAGCUACAACAAUUCCAGGAUCAGCUUCAUCGGUUCGAGCUAUGAUUUCAAGUACUACGGACGAUUUCAGAUGGCCCUGCAGACGGAAGCAGACUUCGUGUACAUUGUUGACGAUGACAUGAUUCCUGGGAAGAAGAUGCUGGAGAUACUGUCCCAUGUCGGAGGGACAGAGAAGUACAAGAACUCAGUUCUGGGUAGCAUCGGAAGGAUCUUGCCCUUUAGGCAAAAGGACUUCACGUUUCCAAGUUACAGGAAGUUCCGGUCGAAGGAAGCAGGCCUGUACUUACCCGAUCCUGCUUAUGAUAUCACCGUGGAAAGCAUUGUGCAGGUUGAUUUCUUGUCGAGUUCAUGGUUUCUAUCUGCAGAUCUCGUCAAGACAUUGUUUGUGGAGACACCGUUCACUUUUAUGACCGGUGAAGACUUGCAUCUCAGUUACCAGCUCCAAAAGUACAGGAAUGCAGGAUCGUAUGUGCUACCUGUGGAUCCAAAUGACAAGGAGACAUGGGGAGACAGUGAGCACCGACUUGCAUACGUUUCCGAGACCACCGUCAUCUUCAAGGACGUUGUCCAAGUCCGGGACGACCAGUGGUGGCGUGCCUUGUCCGCCGGUUAUGUCACCCAAUGGGCUGCCAUGCACCCUCAGAAAAUUGAUGCUCUCUUCUAUGCCCACUCCCUCGGAGAAGUGAAAACCUUGGCUCCUCUGCUCGAGAAGUUCCGCACGACCGUCGGGAAGAAAGCCUACAUCGUCGUGUCGGGUGGAAGGUUCUGCUCCUGCGAAGCAGCCGUUAGUGUUCUCAGGUGGUCAAAGAAUGUCUGCAAGGAGAGGAGGUUCAAGAUCUUCGAUCUGGAAGUCGGAGCCAUUUCAGGGGUGUCCAACUCGGAGGUUCCAGUAGUACAGGCAGUGUACUCGAGCUUGAAGGGGAUUCUCAAGAUCCACAACCCGAGUUUGCUGAUCGCUGUCGAUGAUGUCGAUCAAAAUGUGAAGAACGCGCUGAAAAUGGCGGCCGAAGGCAGCGCAAACGGUACAGCUCUGGUUCUUCUACAGAGGACCACUGUGCCAAAGGUUCUAUGGAUGGCUGAUCUACGACCGACAGCACUACCGAAUUGGAAUCGGAUGCAGAUCACGGUGAACAUCAUCACCCAAAACCGUGCCGCCUCUCUACAGAGACUCCUCAGAUCACUGCAGAAUGCAUAUUAUCUUGGUGAUGAGGUGCGUCUCAGCUUCAACAUGGACAGCAAGGUUGAUGAGGAGACCCUCAAGGUUGUGGGAUCCUUCCAAUGGGCACAAGGGCCAAAGUUCAUCCGGCGUCGAAUCAUCCAGGGCGGGCUGAUCCGAGCAGUGAGCGAGAGCUGGUACCCCUCGUCCGAUGACGAGUUCGGCCUCCUCCUAGAAGAUGACAUCGAGGUCUCCCCCUACUACUACCUCUGGAUCAAAUAUGCACUCUUAGCCUACCACUAUGACCCCCAAGUCUCCCUCCCGGAGCUCUCGUCCAUCUCUCUGUACACGCCUCGUCUUGUCGAGGUGGUGAAGGAAAGGCCAAAAUGGAACGCCACCGAGUUCUUCAAGAACAUCCAUCCCAACACACCGUACCUCCAUCAGCUCCCCUGCAGCUGGGGUGCCGUGUUCUUCCCCAGGCAGUGGCGAGAGUUCUACGCCUACAUGAACGCCAGAUUCACCGAGGACGCCAAGCAGAACCCGGUGCAAAUCCCAAAGUCGAGAACCAACGGGUGGCAGGCCUCAUGGAAGAAGUUCCUCAUCGACAUGAUGUACCUGAGAGGGUACGUCAGUCUAUACCCCAACUUCCCCAACCAAGCAAGCUUCUCCACCAACCACAUGGAGCCCGGUGCGCAUAUCAGCGCCAAAGACAAUGUGGUGAAGCAUAAAAAAGAAGACUUCGAGGUGCCAUUGAUGAGGGAUGACUUCACCAAGCUCCUGCCUUCGGGGAAGAUGCCUCCGGCUUCCAGGCUCCCGGCGCUCAACCUGUUCAACCAGGCGGUCUCUUUGAAAGGUUUGAAAGCUGCGGGUGCAAAGCUUAGGCAGGAUGUGAUCAGCUGCAACGAGUUGGAGAACGUGGCGGUCGAUCAUAGCACUGGUUUGCCCAGGAACUGCACAAAGUUCUGAACCAUAAAUUUGUUUAGGCAUUCUAAAGCUAUUCGAUCUACUUGUUAUUACAAUUUUUUGGUUUGUUUACGAGGGGAUCUAAUUGUAUAAACCGCAAAAAUAAAAGCUUAUCAGCCAUCGUAAAACGAUGGCAAGCAGCCUUGUGGUCUUCAGCUCCGGUUACUGCAUGGGGCUAUUUCGUUUUCCUUCCAGUUCUUGUUGGAAGACCUCAAAUGAAAGUGGCUAGUUUUCGUUACUGUCACUGUCUAGGAAUCUUCCAAGCAGCCUAUCCCUAUGUUAUAAUGGAUGCUAAGCAGAAACCUUUUCAUCUGUUAA
This is a messenger RNA of Musa acuminata AAA Group (dessert banana), 4301 nucleotides long. RefSeq lists its product as uncharacterized. Bases 1206 to 3986 code for a protein of 926 amino acids. The transcript has 5 exons. NCBI's taxonomy places the organism in Eukaryota, Viridiplantae, Streptophyta, Magnoliopsida, Zingiberales, Musaceae. The record is from RefSeq and is a predicted model, not a curated record.